ACCUUGGAUGGAUAUGCCAGAUGGAUUAGUUUCUUGUAAUUAAGACAGUGCAAUUAGGGAGAUGAAUGAUAUAAUUUCAUAUGCUGGCAAUGUGGAGUUGUAUGUAGACCAUGACAUCAAUAUACCUGAGAUUGUUGAGGGUCCACUAUUGCUCACAAGGGAUGUUUCCAAAGAUGAGGGUGACAAUAGUGGUAGUGAUGUUUGUGUGCAUGGGGAUGAGGGUAAUUUAGGAUGUGAAAAAAGUAGUGAUGUCGAUAGUGGUAGUGAUGAUGUGUCAGUUAUUGACUGGGAGACAAGUUCAGAUGAUAGUGCAUGGUCAUUGGGGAGUGACAAAACUGAUGAUGAGAAUGAGCAAGAAGAUGAUCAUGUUGAAGAACGUGUAGUAACUCAAGAGCAACCAUCUGUCCAGCAACAACAGGUGAGAAGAGGUGAUCCAAUUGACAGCACGCAGCAACUGCCUAUCAGUGAUGACAGUGGUUCCUCUACAGAUGAAGAAGACAGGGAGUCUGAUUAUGCAGACAGUGAUGAUCUUGGUGCUUGGGAAUUUCAUUGGAAUUCAGAUGAUAAGGAUGACAUCUUUGUGCAACCAGAUCAUGUUAUUAGCUGAAAUGUCUGUCAAACCUACUAUAACCCAAAAUGGAAGGUCCCAUAUUUUGAUAUUGGGAUGAGGUUCAAAGAUGCAAAGCAAUUCAGAACGGCAGUUUGUAAAUACUCCAUACAAAAGCAAGCUCAACUGCGAAAAGUCAGAAAUGAACGUACUAGGGUGAG
Messenger RNA from Rubroshorea leprosula, 768 nucleotides. The record is from the annotation of a GenBank genome assembly. Lineage: Eukaryota; Viridiplantae; Streptophyta; Magnoliopsida; Malvales; Dipterocarpaceae.